Messenger RNA from Tigriopus californicus, 1410 nucleotides. RefSeq lists its product as uncharacterized. Gene Ontology annotation, cellular component: membrane. The coding region runs from base 178 to 1314 and encodes 378 amino acids. NCBI's taxonomy places the organism in Eukaryota, Metazoa, Arthropoda, Copepoda, Harpacticoida, Harpacticidae. The transcript has 3 exons. The record is from RefSeq and is a predicted model, not a curated record.
AAUUCAUCUGUUUCUUGCCCGCCUUACCGUUGAAGUGCCAUCCAUGGUCGACGCGUUGGUCAAUAGUAGAAACUCGCUAAUUAAAAGAAGAUGGUGUUGACCAAAUACACGUUUCUGUGUCCCGGCGUUUUUAAAAUGAUAUCAUAACCCAUUCGAUCGAGUCAUUAGUUGACUAGAAUGGCUCGUCAGUGGAUGGUGGUCAUCAAACGACAUGGGGGGGUGCUUUUGGCCUUGGCAAGCGCUUUGUUAAUGAGUGUAUAUUCAGAAAUCUUCCAAUUGGUCAAGCAUCGCAUCCAGCGGUCCACGGUCCUGAUCCUUCGGGGAUCCAUCCAAUUCGUGUUGCUUAUUGUGGUGGCCCUGGCAUGGCGGACUCCGUUCCGAGCGCGAACUUUGAUGGACUCAACACCCACGAAGAUGAUCCUGGCUUUGAUGGUGGUGGUCGGAUCUGGUGGCCUUCGUCUGUUCUUCCUCUUCCUAGGUCUUCAGUGUAUUCCUGCAGCAACCGUUCUAACUAUUUUGAAUGGAUCUCCGGCGUUGGUUCUUAUCAUCUCCCAUCUGGCCUUGAAAGACCAGGACCAGAUCACACCUCGGAAGGUCCUCUGCGCUAUAGUCCUGAUUAUUGGUGUAGCCUUGAAUUUUCAAAUCUACGAGUGGCACCAGAAUUUUAGUAAGACGAGCUUGAUUGGCGUCUCGGCCAGUGUGACUGCUUUGGUGUUUUCCUCCCUGGGAUCCGUCUACACCAAGGUGGCAGGAAGAGCCUACGACAAGAAGCAUCUCUCUGCUUACAUUGGAUUAUCAGUCAUGGUCGUUGGCGUGUUUUCCACAGUGGUGGAUCCCCUCAUCGUCCAAUGGGCCGCCAAUGACAAUGAGACGUCCCAAUUAGCAGACAACAUUCCCUUUCUCCCGAAUGACAUUGGAGUGAUCGCAAUCACUCUCCUCGUCGCUGUUCUUGGGAGUCUUCAACAGUUUUGCAACAUUGCUGCGUUGCAAUUGGAAGCCCCAUCCAAGGUGUCCAUGGUUCGAGCCCUGAACAUUCCUCUUUCGUUUGCUCUGGAUUUGGGGUUGAUGGGAGUACCGGUGAAUGGAAUCCAGAUCUUUGGUGCUAUCCUCGUGUUUUUGGCUAUUAUUGCGUCCAAUUUGAACAGCAACAUAUGUCAGCGGAAUAUUGCCAGUCAAGCUCAUGAGGUUUCCUCACUAUCCUCCUCGAAUUUGGAAGACAAAGAACAUAUGAACGAUGGUUUAAUUCCAAACAGAAAUGAAGCCCCAAACAGUUCCGAUUUUAGAUCCAACCUCAAGAUCGUGAGUGCCAAUUGAAAAAAAUCGUUGUAAUAGCAAUCUGUAUUAUUGCUAGCUAUAAAGUUCAUCAUAUUGAAAUAAUUGGACUGAUAACCAAUAGAAAGUGAAUGUUUC